ACCAGCAGUGUGCCACUACACAUGCGUAAAGAAGGCUGCAUGGGUCAAGUGACUGCUGCUGAAGGAAGGUGCUGCAAGGAAAGUGUUGGUUUAAGUUUUUUUGGUGUGUUUUUAAAAGUUUUCUUUCCUCCCUGUUGUACCUUCAGAAGCAGCCAAAGCCUGAACAAGCUAUCUGACAUCUUGUAGCUUCCUGCAUUUGAAUGAAUGGGCCCUAGAGCAGGUGAGCGGGUGCUUAGUGCCUGAUUUGUGGCCUGUGAGUCCUCAGAGGGACCUGGGAGCAGUGUGAGAAGGGCAAACGUGGGGAAAUACAGAGCAGAGAGAAGAGGUGGAAGCUGCGCUGAAGCCUUUGGAGGCACAGUUCUUUAGAAACUAUUGGUGUUAACAGAUUGGGAUUAUGUCCACUGUCCCUAGUAUGUACCUGUACGUGUACAUGCUCACUCUUUCAUGUUCUGUAGACCUUACUGCUCCAGCAAGGGAACGAGCAGAUCUGGAGUUACUUUCUUUUGCGAAGAGAGGCAGCGAAAGAAUGUAGUCACUGCACGGAUAUGUUGUAGAGAAGACAGGAAGAAAGAGACAGGGAUUACUUAAGCUGCCGUUUGCCCUGAGAACAAACGAUUGCAAACUGGCUGUGAAGUGCAAGUAAGGUUUCCAAAUCCCCAAGGAGAUGGAUCUGCAAUAGCUUUUGCAAUAAGAGUGCUGGGGAUGCAUCCCCCCCCUCCUUUCUGGUUUUAGACUGGAGUUUGAGCAAUCUAGAGAGGUAUUUGACAUGGCAGCUUGUGAUAGGAGAGGAUGCCAGCAGUGACCUUGCACCUUGGUGUCUUUUUCAGGCCUGGGAUGGAGAGAAGAGUCAUUGGUUCGCACCCAGGCCAUGCUCAGGUUGGAGAUAAUCCUGUUAUGGCUGUUCAGGAGGCUGUGCAGGAUGAUUAUAGCACUUGGUCUGUUUCCCAGUUUGCCGGCAUCGUGUCACAGAAGCAGCUUUGUGUGCAUCCCGGUGCACAUUCUUGUUGGCUGGUGACUUUGGGUUAAACUUGAAUGUAAAUUCUUGGCUUCUCCUGGAGGCUUUUCCUUUUGAUUCUGGCAAGGGGAGGAUGAAGGCACAUUCCCUCUGAUGUGCUCAGAGACCUCUAAUUUGUGCUUUCAAUCUGGCGUCUUUUAUGAAGUGCUCGGAAAGAGGAUGUAUCGUAGUCAACAGAGUAACUCUGUGUUCUGCAGCAGCUUUCUCAGGAGGAGAAAUUAAGUUGCGUUAUUGUUCUUUCCCAGGGUUGCUCUCUGGCACUGACAGAGUCAGUGGAAGCGGAGUCAUUUUGAUUCUGUGCUGCUCACUGCUGCGUGUCUUGGGAAAGCCGAAUGCUCUGGCAGGCCUGUGUGCUGCGUCCUGGAAAGCAGGCUCGAGCCCUUGGGGUGCGCUGGGUAAAGCUGUGUGAGCACGGUGGCUUUAACGAAGAGCAUCCUUCCGUUUUCCCAAAGGAAUGCAUGUGCCUGCCUUGCCACACACAGCGCCUCGCUCGCUUCCAUCAGCGCCAUGAGGGUGAUCUGUCUGCGUGGGGCUGGGACAGCUUCGCAGGAAUGCUGGCAGGCUGCUGCGCGGCCCGAAGCUGUGGGAGCUGCGGGGUAUGGGGAUGGCAAAAAGGGAUGCUCUCUGCAGCUUUCCAGACUCGCUCUAUUCCAGCCACCCUCAAGGUCUUGAGCGAUGCUGGAAGGCCAGUACGUUAGGGAUUUGGUGCGCAGCGGGUACCGUAUUCAUACAGAAUAGGAAGCAUUCCCUGUGCUGAGCAGCUAGCUGUCUCAAAAGCAAGAACAGAUUCAGGCAAAAUGCGAAGCCAGGAAUGUGCCAAGCAGCAGGCUUGGCAGCACCACUCCAUUAUCUUCUGCUGUUGGACCGAGAUGCUUGGCCUGAAGUGCUGACGCUCCUGGUCUGCAGCACCAUGCUGGAUCCCAACCCUCACUCUGCAAGCCGGAGGUGAACCCAAGUGAAAGUCAGCUAUCGCAGUAGCUGUCAGGAUGACCAAAGCACGGCUCCUCCGUCUCUCUGUGGUGCUGGUCUCCAUCUUCAUGAUUCUCCUGAUCAUCGUGUACUGGGACAACGUGGGAACGGCGCACUUCUACCUGCACACGUCCUUUUCCAGGCCUCACUCCCCAGGGGCCAUCCCUGGUAUCACUGCAGGUGGAGAUUGGGAAGCCUUGCCAGAAGUGGAUGAAUUUUUGGCCAAGCUGCUUAGUUCAAACCUGAAACAGAACAGCUCUACCUCCCGAAAGACAGAGCAGCUGCUCGUCCAGGGCUCCAGCAAGCCUGUGGUGAGCAAUUUGGAGGAGAACGUACGGGGCUACGACUGGUCUACACACAAUGCCAGAAACAGCUUGGACCAGGAGAAACUGCAGAUAGAGAGGCAGAGAACAUUGCGGGAGUUCUGUGCCAAUUCCAGCUUCGCCUUCCCCACCAAGGAGCGCUCCUUUGAUGACAUCCCGAACUAUGAGCUCAACCACCUGAUUGUGGACGACCGCCACGGCAUCAUCUACUGUUACGUCCCCAAGGUGGCCUGCACCAACUGGAAACGGGUGAUGAUCGUGCUGAGCGAGAGCCUGCUGGACCAGGGGGUUCCCUACCGAAACCCCCUGGAUAUCCCGCGGGAGCACGUUCACAACACCAGCACCCACUUGACUUUCAACAAAUUCUGGCGUCGCUACGGGAAGUUCUCCCGGCACCUCAUGAAGAUCAAGCUGAAGAAGUACACGAAGUUCCUCUUCGUACGGGACCCUUUUGUCCGCCUCAUCUCUGCCUUCCGCAGCAAAUUUGAGCUGGAGAACGAGGAGUUCUACCGGCGUUUUGCCGUCCCCAUGCUAAAGCUGUACUCCAACCAUACCAACCUUCCCACCUCUGUUAGCGAGGCCUUUGGGGCAGGCCUCAGAGUCUCCUUUUCUGACUUCAUCCAGUACUUACUGGAUCCCAGGACAGAGAAGAUGGCCCCCUUCAACGAGCACUGGAGGCAGGUUUACCGGCUGUGCCACCCGUGCCAGAUAGACUAUGAUUUUAUUGGAAAGCUGGAGACGCUGGAUGAGGAUGCUGCUUAUCUACUGCAGCUCCUCAAAGUGGACAGGCUGCUCCGCUUCCCCCCCAGCUACAGGAACAGGACUGCCAGCAGCUGGGAGGAUGACUGGUUUGCCAAAAUCCCACUGGCCUGGAGGCAGCAGCUCUACAAGCUUUAUGAAGCAGAUUUUGUACUCUUUGGCUACCCCAAGCCAGAAAACUUGCUUAAAGACUAAAAGUGAUUGGGCUGUGGGUGUGGGAGGGAACAUCUGAAAUACCAAAAAUGUUUAAAGCCUCCUCAUUUUUGCUCUUAACUCCCUUCCCCGUACAGGUUGGUACAAUGGAAUAUAUUUUUUCUACUGCUUCCCCUUCCAUUUUUGCAAUAAUGCUGGAGUCCAGGAUAUUCCAGCCAGCUGUGCAUAUGCAAAAAAAAAAAAAAGCCUGUUUUUUAUCAUUGUUUUCUGGGUUUUCUUUUUUUUUUUUUAAUGUCCCCAUGUUUGCAAUGGGUUGCUGCCCAUGAUCACUCUGCCAGCUGUGUCCUUCAGUAGCUUUUUAUUAAUACUUUUUUAAAAUUAAUAUAUUUAAGAUAUUUAAUACGAAGCGUGUGUUGUGGCAAAGGAAAGGAAGGAAUAAAAAAACAAAAAGUCAAAGAAAAAAAAAA
Molecule: messenger RNA, 3686 nt
Organism: Anas platyrhynchos (mallard)
Lineage: Eukaryota; Metazoa; Chordata; Aves; Anseriformes; Anatidae
Gene: CHST12
Product: carbohydrate sulfotransferase 12
Biological process (GO): carbohydrate biosynthetic process; proteoglycan biosynthetic process
Cellular component (GO): membrane
Molecular function (GO): sulfotransferase activity
Source: RefSeq, a predicted model, not a curated record